UAUAGAUCCAGAUAUCAUCGGCAGUGGAUUAGAGAUGUAUUUAAAAAUUCUUUGUUUUGUCUUUUAUUUUGUUGUAACAGGAGCUGGUCAAGAAUUAGGUGAUGAGAAUGUAUGCUAUAAUGGUAUUAAGCCUAAACUAGACGAGUUGAUCGACUUGUAUAAAAAGUCUCCCUCUAUUUCAAAUUUACCAACUUUUCCUGAUAUAAAUUCUUUAAUAGAUGAAGUAGAAGAUAUAAUUUCGAAUAUAAUAAAUUUAGAAAAAACUUUAAACAAAAGCCAGACUAUCCGAGACUUUAUCAAUAAUAAAUCCGAAAAUGUAGAAAAUUUGAAGAAUGCUUUAGAUCUUUUAAAGCAGAUAAGGAAAGGAAUAGAUGAAAUUAAUCAAUUGAAAGAUAUUCAUAACGAAGCAGUUACUACUUGUUCUGGGGCAUCUGAACUAUAUGAAAAAUUUAGGAAAGAUGUUAGCGAUAUUAAAAGUACAGGAAAUGCCAUCAAAGCUUCUAUUAAGAAAAUUUUGAAAAGGGUGGAGGAUGUAAAAAACAAAAGUUUCCAAGUUAAAAAUGAUUUGGAUUCUGUUAAGAUACCAGAGUCGCUGUUUCAACAAUACCUAUGUGAUUCUAAUUUACAGUCAAAAAUUCAAGACAUUAUAGAUACACUGAGAAAUAUUGCAGAUAUAUUAAGAAGAGAGUUUAAAGGUGUUAUACAAGAAAAACUGAAAGAAAUAGAGAAUAAUUCCGACAAGCUUGAGAAAGAUGCCGCGGAAAUGCAAAAAAGUUUAAAUGAAGACAUACCAAAAACUGUCAUAAAGACUACAGAUGUAACAAAUGCCACUAUUGAAGAUCUUAAAAAGCAAAUAGAAGAUUUAAAAGAUGAACUGAGAAACAUGAAUUUGGAUCAAACUAGUGAUGACUAUUUAAAAGAUGUUAAACAGAAAUUAAAGAAGUUGGCUAAUGAAUAUGAAACAAUCCUGAAAGAUGUAUUUUCAAAAGACAAUAUGGAUAAAGCAGCAGAAGAAUUGGAAACAGCCAGAAAAACAUUGCAACUCAUAAAUGACAGAGAUGCGCUUAAAGCAGAAUUAGAUGAUGUUAAGAAAUUAGUCGAUACUUUGAAGAAAGGAGGAGUGUGUUCAAAAGAAAAAAUUUCUGUAGAAGGAUAAGAAGCAUAGUAAUUGUUAGUAUAUUAUUAUAAUACAAGUACGUGCAUCAACUUUAAUAAGAUUUUACGAAAUCGUUAAAACGACCAUUACAGUUUUGGGUAGAUGAAAGACAUAUUUCAUUUUUCCGAAAGAAAAGAAAUCAGUGACAUUGAAAAACUAUUCACUACACAUAUAAAGUUGCAUGGAAAUAGGUACCUACUUCUCAAGUCUGGUAUCAUUUGACUACCUUUCUAUUAAAAGUUCUUAGAGUUUAGGGUUAGGGGAUGCCAGUAGAUGGGAAAAGGUGGACGCUAAAAUUAACACUAUCUUAAUGAAAUAUACAGGGUGAUUCACUUUUUAUGAAUAGGACUUUAACCAUCGAUACGUAGAUCUUGUCAAAAUAAUGUAAUUUUGAAGUAUACACGUUUUCUUCUUAAGGCUUCAUUUCAGAGACAUAAGCUCUUGAAACUUUUUUGCUGAAAAACUUUUUUUUGGUAUUUAUUUAUUUUUUCUUAAACUGCGAAAGCCAUUUGUUUUAUAUUUAGUAUGAGGUGUACGAAUGAAAACCUCUAUCGAUUUUACAAAUUAUUGUGAAAAUAUAUGAAUCACAUGCGACCGUAAGGGGCUCUGAUAACCCAUAUUUUUAAUAUAAUUUCUACGACACUGGAGAUUUUUCAUAAUGAAUAUAUUUUUUUACGCUGCGGU
This is a messenger RNA of Anoplophora glabripennis (Asian longhorned beetle), 1840 nucleotides long. Its product is annotated as coiled-coil domain-containing protein 186-like. The transcript has 6 exons. The record is from RefSeq and is a predicted model, not a curated record. Bases 35 to 1156 code for a protein of 373 amino acids. Lineage: Eukaryota; Metazoa; Arthropoda; Insecta; Coleoptera; Cerambycidae.